This is a messenger RNA of Penicillium crustosum, 555 nucleotides long. RefSeq names its product YybH family protein. The record is from RefSeq and is a predicted model, not a curated record. The transcript has 2 exons. Bases 1 to 555 code for a protein of 184 amino acids. Lineage: Eukaryota; Fungi; Ascomycota; Eurotiomycetes; Eurotiales; Aspergillaceae.
AUGCUAACACUCAUGAUAGUGUCGUCACCUGACACCGAAGCUAUCUCUGCUGUCCUUCACGCCUACGGGGCGGCUCUAAAAGCCCGGAAUGUGGAGGAGGUACUGGCACUUUACACCACAGAUGGUGUCAUUAUGCCCCCGCAUUUCCCGGCGAGUGCGGGCGUCGACUCUCUACGCGCAUCAUAUACGCGCAUUUUCUCAACAAUUGAGCUCGUCAUUACUUUCCAAAUCGAGGAAAUUGUUAUGAUGUCUCCAGAGUGGGGGUUCGCCAGGACGACGGCCGAGGGCACCAAAACGAUACUCGCUCUGAACGAGUCGGAGCCACACGCGAACCAGGAAUUAUUCAUCAUGAAGAAGGAAAAUGGCAAAUGGCUAAUUGCUAGAUAUGCCUUCUCAACCAUGAAACCGCUGAUCGCUGGACAAAUGUCUGUUGAAGCGAAAGACAGAAGAAAAUUGCUUCUUAUACGGUGGCUUGGGUGUGAAACUACUGAGUUGUUACUGUCUGCCCGCGGCCUUUAUGGAAUUAACAACUAUCCAUUGCCUAAGGACGAAUAA